CAUAAACUGUGUCAGAUGAAAAAAAAAACAGAUCGGGCGUUAACCUUCGUUGGAGCUGCGAAGAGAGAGAGAAAAGGUGUUUGUGUGGCUAUAGUUUCAUAUGGCGCCGCAGAGAAAUCAGCAGGAAAUACUUCCUGAAACCUAAAGCUACAGUUCAUCUCUGAGCUGCAAACAUGCAUGUCGAGGGGUAAAAGAAGCAGCACAUGGAUGUCUGGAAAGAAAAAAGCAUAAAGAAGACGAUCCAAGGAGGGUUCUUAAGGCUGCAGCAUCCACAUCGGAGCCUCAGCAAACACAAACCAACAGAGAUCUCAGUCUGGUUGGACAAGAAGAGGUUCUGCCGGGCUUCAGCCAGCAGAAACAAGAGACUAUGGAACUGAAAGCCGAAGAAAAGGAAAUCGGGAUCAACCCCCCUGCUGAAACUGUGAAAACUGAAGAUUAUGAAAAGAAACUCGAGUCUUCGCCGCUUAAUCAAGUCAAAAUUGAAGAAGAUGUGAAGGCAGAACCUUCAACCAGCAGCUCUGCUCAGCACAUAAAAACAGAAACAGAAGAAGACUACUGCGGAGGACUGGAUCCAGACAAUAACCCUGAUCCAAAUAAUAACUUAAAACUAAAUUCAAAUGAAAGUGAUUCACAAUCUUCAGAAACUGAUUUAAGCAGCAACGGUUACUGGCAAAUAUCUGCCGGUUCUGGACUCGAAACAGAAAGCGGUGCUUGGAAGCAGACCAUUAUACUUGAGCCGGGCGGUAAGAAAACAGCUGCGAUACCCUUCAGCUGCUCCGAGUGCGGUAAACAGUACCGCCACAAGUGGUCCCUGAAGAAGCACCUGGGGGUCCACUCUGGGGAAAGGCGUUUUCUCUGUAAGAAUUGCAGUGAAACUUUUAGCGAAUAUGUGCAACUGAGGACACACAUGAAAAUACAUGCAGAGGAGAAACCUUUCCUCUGCGAUGUUUGUGGUAAAGGUUUUCGCAGAACGGGCGACCACAAAGCACACAUCAGAGUUCAUGCCGAAGAAAAGCCACUUACCUGUAGCAAAUGUGGAAAAGGAUUUUAUUAUCAGAUGAACCUUAACAAACACAUGAAGGUCCACAGAGACAAACCUUUCAGCUGCGAUCUGUGCGGUAAAACAUUUAACGUUAAAUCACGUCUUAGGAUGCACAUGCAAAACCACACGAAAGACAAACCAUUUAGCUGUGGAGUUUGUGGGAAAAGUUUUAAUUUUAAGUCACUCCUAAAGACUCAUAUGAUCACCCAUUCUGUAGAGAAACCUUUCAAUUGUGACGUUUGCGGUAAAAGGUUUCGUGCAGAAGAGCAUCGUGAGACACACAUGAGAAUCCACACUGGAGAGAAACUUUUUGACUGCGGUUUUUGCGGCAAAAAGUUUCUCCGCAGCGCAAAUCUUAAGACACACAUAAGAAUCCACACAGGAGAGAAACCGUUUAUUUGUGAUUUCUGUGGCAAGACUUUUAGUUCUCAAGGGAGUCUUGUGAAUCACAUGGUGGUCCAUGCGGCUGAAAAACCUUUUGCUUGUGAUGUCUGUGGAAAAACAUUUCGCAGACCAGUAGAGCUUAAAAUACACACCAGGGUGCAUACGGGCGAGAAGCCGUUUGGAUGCGAUAUCUGUGGGAAACAGUUCAGUCAAAGCUCACAUGCUAAGAUACACAUAAGAAUGCACACUGGAGAGAAAUCAUGUGCCUGUCACGUUUGUGGUAAAGCUUUUUGUGAGCGAGGGUCUCUUUCACAGCAUAUGAGAGUCCACACAGGAGAAAAACAAUUUCCCUGUGAUUUCUGCGACAUGCAUUUUAACCGUAAGUAUAAGCUAACAACUCACAUGAAAACACAUGUAGAAAUUCAGUCUGAUGCAGGAAAACCUGGCCAGAGUGGUUUAUGCUGACAAACCUGUGUUUGUCUUUUUGUAGCUGUCUAAAUGUGGAUUUUCUAAAAAAAAAAAAAAAAAAAGAUUUGGCUUUCAUUAGUGAAUCAUCAUGCCCUCAGGGUAUUUUCAAUAAAAACAUUUUUCUGAUGGACAAAAACCUAUUUCACAAGUUUUGCCUCAAUGCUGUGCUCAAAUACUGGACACCACAUUGGAAAAUGCACAUCACCUGUAUUAAAACUAGAAGAGCCAAGACUUCUAAUAAUAUUUAAUUAUACAUUCUUCUGCAUGCUGUUUGAGUAGCAAUAAUUUUUUGGGAUACUUUCAACAGUGAAAUCAAAGAUGUGUUAUGAUCUUCAGGCUGGAGACCGAGGAAUUUACAGACAGGCUGGCAGAUUUUCAUAUUUCCAUUGAGAGGAAGUUGACAUAGUUGGAAUUUGAAAAUCAGUGGGGAAAAUUAGGAUUGAGUGAUUUGGAGAUAAAGUUGUCAGUGAAAGGCAGAGAUGUCUUGGACAUGUGAAGAAGUGGGACACUUGCAUAAAUGAUGUGAAAGAUGAAAACAGUGAACAUGUAAAGGGUUUAAUAAAUUAUCUUUAAGUCUGAAUUUAGCCAUCAUUUUCCAGAUCAGGAUAAAUAUAAAAUGAACUGGAGAAUGGAAAAAUGUUUGAGUUUCCAGGUUUCAAUUCUUGUUCUGUUAAUUAAGAGCUACAGUUAGAGGUUUAAAAUGAAUUUAUAUCCACUUUGUUGAAAUUUCUGUCAUAUGUAUUGACCAGGUUAGUUUUACAGAAAAUAUUGUGAAAAUGCAUGUUUUUACUGAUCUUCAGCCUGCUGCUGGUCCACCUGAAUUUUCCCACUGUGGGACAA
This is a messenger RNA of Poeciliopsis prolifica (blackstripe livebearer), 2734 nucleotides long. Its product is annotated as gastrula zinc finger protein XlCGF57.1-like. Gene Ontology annotation, molecular function: DNA-binding transcription factor activity; RNA polymerase II cis-regulatory region sequence-specific DNA binding. Gene Ontology annotation, biological process: regulation of transcription by RNA polymerase II. NCBI's taxonomy places the organism in Eukaryota, Metazoa, Chordata, Actinopteri, Cyprinodontiformes, Poeciliidae. Bases 368 to 1891 code for a protein of 507 amino acids. The transcript is spliced from 3 exons. The record is from RefSeq and is a predicted model, not a curated record.